AUGCACGGAGCAGGUGCUUUGAGAUCGCGUCCAAAUAUCGCUCGGGAAAUUUUGAAGCUUCUUGAUUUCGAUGGCUCGGGUACCGUGAAGACUUCUGAUCUUCACAAGGCCUUUAUGGGAACUGGUCUAUCAGAAGCCGAUGUGAACGAUUUCAUUCGAAGGCAUGACAAGGGCAACAAAGGGGAAAUUAACUUGGAAGAGUUGACUGCUAUGCUCAACAAUGUUCAUAGAAAAACCAGUAGCGUCUCAAUGGGCGGGCGAAGCAUUUAA
Molecule: messenger RNA, 270 nt
Organism: Hydatigera taeniaeformis
Lineage: Eukaryota; Metazoa; Platyhelminthes; Cestoda; Cyclophyllidea; Taeniidae
Source: the annotation of a GenBank genome assembly